Messenger RNA from Polyodon spathula (Mississippi paddlefish), 5087 nucleotides. Its product is annotated as protein-arginine deiminase type-2-like. Bases 102 to 2075 code for a protein of 657 amino acids. The record is from RefSeq and is a predicted model, not a curated record. Gene Ontology annotation, molecular function: protein-arginine deiminase activity; calcium ion binding. NCBI's taxonomy places the organism in Eukaryota, Metazoa, Chordata, Actinopteri, Acipenseriformes, Polyodontidae. The transcript is spliced from 16 exons. Gene Ontology annotation, cellular component: cytoplasm.
GAAACACACACCUGGUGAGACAGACAGUGCAACGUUACAGUAUAUAGACAAAGGCGCUGGCUGAAAUUAAACUGUUACAUUAAUACAAAAUAACCUGCAACAUGUUUCAGCAACGGACGGUGCGUUUGGAAUGUGGAAAGGCGACUCAUGUUCUUUAUGUGUUGGGGACUCAGCUGAAUGUGAAGUUGUACAGAUGCGCACCACCUGGUAGCCAAUUCUUCCAAGUCAAGUGCACCAAUGCUGUACAAUACCAGAUUUCACCCAAGGUCCCCAGCACUUCCAAUAACAUGUUGCCAUUGGAGAAGUCAUUGUCUCUGUCCAUUGCAAUCAUGACUCCUAGUAAGGAUGCCAGUGACAACAAGGUUACUGUUUCGUAUUUUGGAGACAACCUGGAAGAGGUAGGGAAAGCCAUCCUUCAUCUCACUGCAGUGGAACUCUCCCUAGAUGUUGAUGCCGACCGUGAUGGUGUGGUUGAAAAGAACAACCCACACAAGGGGUCGUGGAAGUGGGGUCCCAAUGGGCAUGGGGCUAUUGUCCUCGUCAACUGUGACAUGGAGUCUCUGGUGAGCACUAAGCGAGACUGUGACGAUGACUCUGUCAGCAGGCUGUCAGAUCUGAAGGACAUGUCCCGCAUGGUGCUGCGGACUAACGGCCCAGGCCACCUGCCCCCGGGGUAUAAACUGCUGCUGCACAUCUCCUUGAGCGAUGCAGACAAGAUUGGUGUCUUUCAGGCAGGCAAGAGUAUGUUUAACAAAAGCUACCCAGUGGUGUUGGGCCGCAAGACCCUGUCUUAUGUGGUGAAGUACGAGGGGGGCACAGCAGAGACAGAGUUCUUCGUGGAGGGACGCAGGUUUCUGGACGAGAACUUUGAGGGGCUGGUGACCAUCUAUCUCAGCCUGCUGGAGCCUUCAACCAAGGGGUUCCCUGAGACGCCCAUCUUUACGGAUAAGGUGGUUUUCCGCAUGGCUCCCUGGAUUAUGACUCCCAACACCUUGAGACCAGUGCAGGUGUUUGUGUGCAGCACCCCGGAUAACUACAGCUUCUUGAAGGGCAUGACGGACCUAGUAAAACAAAGUGGCUGCAAGCUGAAGGUUUGCCAUGAGUACAUGAAUCGUGGGGACCGCUGGAUGCAGGAUGAGCUGGAGUUUGGUUAUGUUGAAUCUCCUCACCAGCGCUUUCCUGUGGUGCUGGACUCCCCUCGUGACGGUGACCUGAAAGACUUCCCCUACAAAGAGCUGCUGGGUCCGGAUUUUGGCUACGUGACUCGAGUGGCUUUCAAUGAAACUGUGACCAGUCUGGACUCUUUUGGGAACCUGGAGGUGAGUCCCCCAGUCACUGUGAACGGGAAGGAGUACCCGCUGGGCAGGAUCAUCAUUGGCUGUGCCUUCCCCACCACGGUUAAAGGUAGGAAUAUGACGAAAGUUGUCCAGGAUUUCCUGUGGGCUCAGAAAGUUCAGGCUCCCAUUGCAGUCUUCUCUGAUUGGCUCUUCGUUGGUCAUGUGGACGAGUUCAUGACCUUCGUUCCUGCUCCUAACAGAAAGGGUUUCCGGCUGGUCCUGGCCAGUCCAGAUGCGGGGUACAUGUUUUUCCGAGGGCUGCAGAAGAAAGGUCACGGCAAAGCUAAAAUGUUUGAGGGGUUGAAAGAUGAAGAGGUUACAGUGGACCAGAUUCUGUCAAGCAAACAGUUUCAGCAGGAGAACGCCUUUGUUCAGAGCUGCAUUGACUGGAACCGGGACGUCCUAAAGAAAGAGCUGGGUCUGGAGGAGGAAGACAUUAUCGACCUCCCCAUUCUCUUCAGCCUCAUGCCGGACAAGCGGGCAGUUGCCUACUACCCUGACAUGGUAAACAUGAUCGUGCUGGGGAAGAAUCUGGGGAUCCCCAAGCCAUACGGGCCAAAGAUCAACGGGGUGUGUGCUCUGGAGAAGGAGGUGUGCUCCCUGCUAGGAGGCCUGGGUCUCAACUUCUUCUUCAUCGAUGAUUUUGCCUCCUACCACAAGCUGCUGGGGGAGGUGCACUGCGGCUCCAACGUGCAGCGGGAACCGUUCAGCUACAAGUGGUGGAACAUGGCCCUGUGAGGGCUGCAUGAUGGGAGCCACAGGCCUCCUCCAAGGGGAGGUUACCAACUCAGACGGCAGCGCAGCUCCAGCAUCCUCUACCUUGUCUUCCCAGUCAUGCCUCCUGCAUGGAAGGAUCGGUCAGCGGUUUUUGAUUUUAUCCAGAUACAUUACCCAGGGUGUAGUGAAGAACGGUCUAGAUAGACUUUGCUCAUAAGGACUGAUCCUGAAUCAGACUGCACAGCUAUGCUAUCUGCACACACUGAAAUAUGUUGACCCAGGGAAGCCAGAACAGGACUAUUUUGUAAACUUUAUUUUUUAAGGGUUUAAAUGUUGCAGUUGUCAGAUAUUUUUGUGAGGAAGUGGUGGAAUUGCAUUUUAAAAAAAUAAUGCUAAAAAUAAAUACUAUUUACUACACCUGGGUAAUGAAAAGCAGACACUGGAAUCCUUAAAGUUGGAAAACCAGUACAGUUGAUUCUUUUUAAAAGUUAUUUGAUGAAUUUGGCCCAAGGAAAGUGGAUUGCUGUCAGUAGUUUUGUUUGUAAUGUGUAAUCUAAUCCCCUGUAUCUACCAACUAACCACUAAUGGGAAAGUUUUUUUUUUUUUUUUUUUAAUAUAUAUUUGGAAAAUUUUGGUACUCUUUAAGAUGGGGGGACAAAGACACGUUACACUCUCAGACCUGCAAGCAAGUGGAUGCAUCUCCAAUCUCUCCUGGACACUAUGUGCCUGUAUUGAGUAUCACUUCAGGCGUUUAGCUAAGGGACUGGUUAUACGCUUUGAAAGCCAGGACUUAUGUCUAACCUUAGGGGGGAAUAAAACAUAAAAACAAACAUUUCAUUUGGGUCAAGGUUUCAGUGUUUUUGUUAAGCAAUUAAACUGGCUGAUUAAAGAUUCUGAGUGUUCCACCUUGUUCUUACUUCCAUGUUCUGGGGUAACCAGUUCAUUAAAAUAAACCACCACUGUCCAUGUACUGUGGGUGUUUAGGCAGCAGGCUGGGACACACCUGCUGUUGCAUGAGGAGCUAGGUAGGUGUUUUUCCUCAUGUCUAACAAUGGGUACACUAUGUAACUACAAAACAAGAAGUGGUUUAAAUUCACAGCUACAACCGCCACACCUAGGCAGAUGUAGGAUGUGCGGCAUUUGGAUCAGACUUUUCCUUUUAUGGAGCAAUAACAAAGGAGUACAAAAAUAAUCUGACUACCUGCAGCAGAUCUGCUUUUCUCCCCUACUGAACAAAUACAACCUCGAAACAGUAACUUACAGCCAUCAAUUUUCCACCUGCCUUGUGUUUCAAUAAGCAAGGUUUCACCAAAGGCUCGUCAACCCUUUUCUUUGAAUACUUAUACAGUACAUGUAAAAUUUCCAGUGUUUCUAACAAUACUCAGCACACAAUAAGAUAUUGUAGUACAUAAGCCUUUUAUUAAACAUUUCCAAGAUUUAUAUAUAAAAAAAAACAAGUGAAACAGGACCCAUAGAACAUGAACAGCUUUAAAAAAAAAAACUAAAACAAAAAACCAAACACAAAAGGUCUCCCCACACAACAGGAUUCAAUUCAUAGAAACAGACAGAAUGUGUUUGGCAGGUAUGUUUUUUCUUUUCGUCUCCCACAACCAGCAAUACAUGUAAUGCACCUAAAGGAAGAAGAGUUUGUGCAGGAGCUGUAGCACUGACCCGGCAGGUGCCAGUAAUGCCUGGGCACUGAAGCUGGAAGAGACUGCAUGUUAAUACAGUGCAAAUACCAGGGCAACAGGAGAAACCAACGUUGCAGCCACUGUAAAAGGUACCAGAUUGCUGUAGGCACAGUAUUCAACCUGCCACUGACAGAAGAGUUUGGCAAAGUUAUGUGAACAGGAAUCAUAAAACUAGAAGUUGGCAGAGAAUAAAACUAAGCCAGCUACACUGGGAGAGUUUAACUCUGCUUGUGCUGAUCAGCACUAAAACACAGAUCACCGCUUCCUUCCAGUCUCAGUAGAAUAGAGGAAGCAGACUGCAAGUUAACCGCUUCUGUCCUCAGAGUUGUGUAUUAAACAGCAUUCAGGAGCAGUGAAACAAGCAACAAGUCUGGGCUUAGGUUAGACAGAAGUUUGAGUCUAUUUUCUAAACCACCAGUUGACAGAGCAAGCGUCGUUGUAGCAACCUUGUAUAAGAAAUCACAUCAAGGAUCUCCAGUACAGGUGUCAACAUACAACUGAAUACUAGAUUUGGAGUCUUUAAUGACUUUCAUAUUGAAAACUUGUAGGUUUUUGUCAAACACCACCCAGGUGGAAGUAAUAAGUUUGGUAGAAAUAUGAGUUUAGAAAAGAGGAGUUUAGAUUUAGUUAACAGAUUGUAAUAAAAGUACACCCUAGGUGGCAAAGUAAAAAGUACAACACUGACUCUUGAUCUCAAGGACACAGGAAGCAUCCAGUAUUGAAGCACAGCGAUUCCCCUUUCACAAGACUAUUCUCUUGGUUUAGGGUCCCGUUAGACCUGAGAUUUAAAUAGAUUUUCUGUAUACAAAGUUUACACAGUACAGUCAAGGUCUACGAUCUGUGUUCAGAGACUUCUCUGGACUUCAAGACCUAGUCUCAUUCCAGAGCGCUGAGGUAAUGCAAACUGCUGCAACUUGAGCUUUUGCUUUGUAUUAUAAACAGUUUUUUUUUUUUUUUUUUUUUUUUUUAAAUGGAUUUUUGUUCCAACAAAAUACUAAAAACUACCUAACAACAUUUCUAAUUUGUUCAUACAUUUUCUCUAAGGUUUGCUAUAUCAGGCUUGGGAUCUGUCUCCUCAGACAAACCCCGUGCUGGAUCAGGUUCAAUGAGAUUCCAGCUGCAGGAGUACCAAGGGCUUCAUUAUAAGACCUGGGAUCUCUUUUUCAAGAAGAAAAAAACAAAAAACAAAAAGAAAAUCACCUGAAGCUGAAGACACAUUGAAAUUUAAGACACAAAAGGUGAUCGCUGAUUCUGAUCAGGAGGCAAAGAGGGCUACAACAAAACGUGCCGUGGAAAUUCACCUGAUUCACCUUUAUUAAAUACAAAAUACCCCCCCCCCCCC